Molecule: messenger RNA, 6525 nt
Organism: Anarrhichthys ocellatus (wolf-eel)
Lineage: Eukaryota; Metazoa; Chordata; Actinopteri; Perciformes; Anarhichadidae
Gene: fcho2
Product: FCH and mu domain containing endocytic adaptor 2
Exons: 30
Coding region: 746-3931 (1061 amino acids)
Biological process (GO): synaptic vesicle endocytosis; clathrin-dependent endocytosis; clathrin coat assembly
Cellular component (GO): clathrin-coated vesicle; plasma membrane; cytoplasm
Source: RefSeq, a predicted model, not a curated record
GAGGAAGCACAUCUGCCACAUCUUGUAUGAGUUCGGGCAUUCGCUCUGGGUUUAACGGAUUCCAGCUUUAGAUUUUAGUGCUGCAUUUGUCUUUGCGUGCAAGUUAGGUUUCACAACGUGGGUGUAGUUUGUGAUUAUAAUCAAAUGUUCCAUGAUAGGUCUUAAAAAGCUUGGUAUCAAGUGCUUCUUGUAUCCUGAGACAACACUACUCCUCCCCCACAUAAGACGUUUCUUAAGAUACAUGGCAGUUAUCAGACAUCACAAACAAACACUGAUAAAGAUGGGCCCAUGGAAGGUUGUGCAGAGGCAAUACACUCAUAAUGGAGGCUGUGUAAAUAUGAAAAUACAGCAUAUCACACUGAAGUUACUCUAGUUUCUAGAUGUCUGUCUACUCGUUAUAUUAUGCAAUACAAUAAUUAAUGUAACGCACAACACCUGCAUGAGAGAUAGAUGGAUAGAUAGGUACUUUACACUACAACAUAUUUAUUUCAGCCUUGGUUGUCCGCCACGGGUAGCGCUGUUUCGCUCUCCGAAAAUCUGCAUUUCUACGGGAAGAAACCAGAGGGGAGAGACGCAGAGAGUGGAGGUGGAGUCUGUACAUGGGGAGGGAGAAGAAAGGGGAGAGGAGCGAAAACGGGGAAAGGCAGAUACAACAGAAACUGGGGGGAGGACGGUGGAUGAAUUUCGCUGUAAAAGUUGCAUUAAAACCAAUUUUAAGAGUUGCGGCGAAGAGGAAUAAAACAAGAUGAUAACGCCCUACUUCCUAGAGAAUUUCUGGGGUGACAAAAACAAUGGCUUCGAUGUGCUCUACCACAACAUGAAGCAUGGCCAGAUUUCCUCCAAGGAGUUGACGGACUUCAUCAGAGAAAGGAGCGCUAUUGAAGAAGCCUAUGCCAGGUCCAUGACCAAACUAGCCAAGUCAGCUGGCAACUUUUCUCAGCUGGGGACUUUUGCUCCGGUGUGGGAUGUGUUCAAGACCUCAACGGAGAAGUUGGCCAGCUGUCACAUGGAGCUGGUGAGGAAACUACAGGAACUCAUUAAAGAGGUCCAGAAGUAUGUGGAGGAGCAGGCCAAAGCACACAAAAAGACAAAAGAAGAGGUGGCGUCCACCCUGGAGGCCGUGCAGAACAUCCAGACCACCUCGCAGGCCCUGCUGAAGUCCAAGGAGAUCUACAACGCCAAAACUGUGGAGCAGGAGCGCCUCCGCAAAGAGGGGGCCACCCAGAGAGAUGUGGACAAGGCUGGAGUGAAAGCCAAAAAAGCCACAGAGACCUACAAGUCCUAUGUGGAGAAAUAUGCUGCAGCCAAGUCAGAGUUUGAACAGAAGAUGGCAGAAACUGCACAGAAAUUCCAAGACAUUGAAGAAAACCACAUUCUCCACAUGAAGGCGAUCAUUCAGUUGUACUCGCGGUCCGUCGACGAAACGCACAUCCAGAUAGGAGAGGUCCACACUGAAUUUGUGAGGAACAUUGAGAACACCUCAGUGGAGAGCUUGAUACACAAACUGGCAGAGAGCAAAGGAACGGGCAAAGAGAGACCAGGACCCAUUGAGUUUGAGGAGUGCAAUGCAGCUAUUGCCACUGAAGGCGCCAAACCCAGAAAGAGAAAACCAUUUGGCAUCCCAGGACGAAGGAAAGACAAGGACACGGACUCCACGGAGUCGACAGAAGUCGAAGCUGCUAACACUGCCAACGGCGCUCCCCCUGGAUACUACGGCGCCAUAGACAUCCAGAAUGCUAAUGUUCCCCAAGUUGAUGCAGAGGGUUUCUGCAUCCGACCGGAAGCAAAUGAGAACGAUGCCAAAGAGAAUUCCUUCUACUCGUCCAGCGACUCGGAGGAUGAAGACGAACCCAGGAAGUUCCACGUGGAGAUCAAGCCCGUCCAGCCAAACAACGGCACGCACCAGAACCGAGCCACCAUCGACGAGCUCAAAGCCUCCAUCGGAAACAUCAUCCUGUCGCCCUCGACCUCGGGACAGAUGCGGAGGAACCAGUCCAGGAACACACGAGCUUCUUCGUUAAGCUCUAAGGCUCAGGGUCCUGGUGACGAGCUGGGAAAACCCAGAGUGCCAACACCAUACGAACUGACGAACAACGACCUUCUGUCUCUGGACCCGUUCGGCCCGUCUCUGGCAGCAGGCUCCUCUUCCUCUGUGUCCUCUACAACCGCUGAGGAAGUGACCCAGCGGGAACGCUCUCCUCCCCUGGCAGAGAGCCAGCAGUCCAAAGAUGUCUCCUCUUUCUCCUCGUCCACAUCCUCUCCCUGGGACUCGCCAGAAAACCCUUUCCAAGCACUCAAGCCCGCCCCAGCGAGGGCCCAGAGCGCCCCCAUGACCCUGCCCACCGAGCCCAUCGACCCCAUCAAAAGCCCGGCCGUCGCCGCCGCCGCCAGCCCUCCAAAGAGCGGUGACGCCUUCUCCUCCGUGUCCUGGUCCCAGAGCCAGUGGAUCGCCUUCAGCGAUAAUUCCGCCCCGGCUCGCCGCCAGGGCCCGGGGCCGUCCCUGAAAGAGCUCCAGAGGCCUCAGUCCGGCUCCGGCAGGGCGUGUCGCUUCCUCUCCGAUGAGUCCGCCGAGGCCUUCUGCAAAGCGCCGGGCAGCGGAGGAGACGGCAUCCCCUGUUUCUCUGAUGUCUUCUCUGGGAUUACUGAUAGGGCGAUGGCAGCAGCUCCAUCAAGCAAAAUAUUCAAUGUGCCAGCACCAAACCGACCGACGACCCCGCUGACAGCCGGAGCCCUGGUGCCCCCACCUCGACCCUCCUCCAGGCCCAAAGUCCCCACGGGGAAACUCACAGGGAUCAAUGAGAUUGUACGGCCGUUCACCCCACCCAAGACGUCCAACGCCAGCCCUCCUCCCGCUGCGCCUCUCGCCCGGGCGGAGAGCUCCUCCUCCUUGUCCUCGAACGCCUCGCUCAGCGCCGGCAACACCCCCACCGUUGGAGCUGAGCACACCUUUGCUCUCCUCCUCUCCUCCCCAGAGCCAGAGCUGCUCUCCCUCUCUCCUUUCUUUCUGCUCAGCCAAAAGGAAGAUGUGUUCAUAGCGAAGCUGCCUACCUUUGAGAAGCGGUGUGAAACACCAGCAGGGACGUCUCGCGGUCCCAGCCCUGUGACCUUGGGAUCCCUGGAUGCUUUGCCCAUUGCCGUGGCCUUCACAGAAUCGGUUAAUGCUUACUUCAAAGGAGCUGAUCCCACUAAGUGCAUCGUGAAGAUCACAGGAGACAUGACCUUCUCGUUCCCCAUGGGCAUCAUCAAGGUGUUCACCACCAACCCCUCCCCGGCCGUGCUCACCUUCAAGCUGAAGAACACCAGCAGGUUGGAGCAGAUCUUACCCAACCAGCAGCUACUGUACAGUGAUCCUUCCCAAAGUGACUCAAAUUCCAAGGACUUCUGGUUCAACAUGCAAGCGCUGACGUCCUACCUCAGGAAAUCUUCAGAGCAGAAUCCUACAGCUUCCUAUUAUAACGUGGACAUCCUAAAAUACCAGGUGCAGUCCGAUGGGAUCCAUUCCACUCCUCUCAACCUGGCCGUGUACUGGAAGUGUACACCGAGCACGUCGGACCUGCGGGUGGACUACCGCUACAACCCGGAGUCCAUGGCCUCGCCCAAUCCGCUCUCCAACGUUCAGAUCCUAGUGCCCGUCGACGGGGGAGUCAGCAACAUGCAGUCUCUGCCCAACUCCAUCUGGAAUCCAGAGCAGAAUAAGUGUCUGUGGAAGCUGAGUGACAUCUCAGAAAAGUCUGACAAUGAAGGCGCCGGGUCCUUGAGGGCCAAGUUUGAGCUGUCAGACGGACCAUCGAACCCCACCACUCUCGCAGUGCAGUUCAUGAGCGAGGGCAGCACCCUGUCAGCAGUGGACAUGGAGCUGCAGGGGCCCGGAUACAGACUUUCUCUCAACAAGAAGAGGUUUGCCACAGGACGUUACAUGGCAGAUUGCUGAGGUGACCCACCACUCUGGUUCUCAAGAAAACACAAAAGUUGGCGACUUUCCGAGGCUUCCUGAACCUUUGGAUCCAUCUGAGCUUUUGCCCGGGAGGCGAGAAUCUCACUACAAUAAAACAGCACUGAGUAUUGAACACUGUUUAAGAAAAGAAAAAGAAAAGAAGACUAAGAUGAGCUUUCAGGAAAUGUGUAGAUAUGACAUUUAAUAAUGCUUUCUGAUCAAUUCACUUUUGUAUAGUCAGAAACAAUUUAUGGAUUAGAUAUAAAUCUAUAUUGUAUUUGAAAUCAUAAAAAAAAAAAAAAAACGUGCACUAACAAUCUUUCAGAUGCUCUUCUUCCUCUUAUAUUCGUCUGUCAAGAGCCUAUAAGAAUAUAAAAUGUCGGCGUGGAAGAGAAGAAAAGGUUCCUUCCUCUGAACUGUAAAUAUUCACACUGUUCAUUCUGCUCAACCAGCGCUGACUCGGCGCUCAAAUCCGUUGUGUUUACUGCUCUUUCUCUGUUUUUUCUGCUCCUUGUCUUUUUUUCAUCAUGUGCAAUGAAGCAGUGAAGGUGGACUCUGUCUCACACAGUACUCGCACACGUAUGGCACCAGCUUGAUCUCUUAAAAUAACAUCGAAGUGCUUUCAAACUAAUGCAAAAAAAAAAGAAGACCUGACCUCAGUGCCUCCUCUCAUAGCGUGGCUCAACAGGCAACAAAAGUGCGUCAAUGUUUGACCCAAAUUUGGGUUUCCAGAUUUAAGCUACAUUUCUCUGUGGUCAAAUGCAUGGAGUGUGUUCUUUAAACAAUCACCUCUAAUGGGGUCUGUGAUCAGUGUGGUCUUCUUUUUUAGAAUUGAACCUGUUAAUUCCCCUCUCGGUCCUUGGCUUGUACUUUUAAAGUUGUUAAGCCUUUCAUUUGUAUACUUUAUCUCAGCAUUCUUGACUGUAAAACAUUUUGUCAAAUGUUCAGAUGCUACAAAAAAGAAUCACGGGACAUUACCCCAAAUCUAACUUGCAGCCUUUUUUUGUAAAACUGACUCCAUUAACUGCCCGUUAAUGGAGAAAUGUGCCUGAAUCUAACUUUCUUUCUUUCUUUGUAUACUACAGCACAAUUAUUAAGUAAGAAUAGCACCAACAAAGUGCCAGUUUUGUUUUUUACUCCUUAUAUUUGGAUGUUGAAGGGAAAGUGUCUACUCUUUUUACAAACCCGACUGUCUUCCAAAAACGAAUGAGUCACGUUUGCCUUCUGCGAUUGAGUUUGACCAUCGGACUCUUUUCUAUCCGACGCUCGUCGGUUGACCUUGAACCUCUCGUUCUCACUCGCUGUAGACGAUGUCAGUGAGCAAGUAGCACAACGAGGCCGAGCUAGCGAUGGAAACGCCUUUAUCGCGACUGCCGCGACGCUGAGUAAUCCGGUGUUGUCGACUGUGGUUGAAUAUUGUGACACAGUACUGCCAUUGCCCUGUGAUAGAUUAAAGGCCUGCCCCUGCCUCUCACCCAGUGCAUGCUGGGAUAAGCCUCUUGCAACUAUAUAAGCAGCAGAAGCGGGUCUAGAAAGCGGAUGAAUGGAUGGAUAAUUGCCACGUUUGACUCUCGGUGCUUCAUUCUUGUCUUUUACUAAUGAAGGCCGCUGCUGUAGAAGAUGUUGUACUUCUCUACGGAGUAGUUUUAUGUUUUUCUUCUUUGCCCUUUGACCUCAACCAUGUAAUGAUCCUGAAAUUGGUCAAUGAUGCUGGUAUGUGACGUGUCUGGAGAUUGGUUAGUUGCCUGGAAGCUGUGAUGUUUCAGACACUGUGCAUCGUGUGGCCAACUGACCUCUCAGAUACGAUUUUAAGAAAAUUAACUUUCCGCAUCAGGCUUGUUUUUUACUGUCCGCUGUGCUAUAGAAAAUGACUCGUAGUAGUUUUUAACUGACUGGUCUGCAGGUGAUUUAAAACUCCAUAUCCAUACUGGAUUCAUCGAUGUCUCACUUGAUCAUUUAUUUGAUUUCAUGGCCACAGGGAUUGUCUGCAGUUUUUCGUGUUUUGUAUGAUUGGGGUUUAAGACUUUGAUAAUAAUCUAGAAGCAGACAUUAAUCUCAAAUGGAUGAUGGAAUCAUCCAUUUAAGUUGAGUUUGAUAAACCUUUUUGUAUCUCGCUCUGGACUUUAAUCAGCCAAAUCUUUGAAGGUAUUUGAAAUGAAUGAGUUUACAUAGAAUCCUAAAAUUGUACCUUCAGACAUUUGUACAGUUAGAAAUGUCCCUCUGUGUUUUCCCUUAAAUAAUUAUGUUGGUGGUUUUAGUCAGAUGAGACGAACUCAUUAAAGAAAAAGAGUUCACAGAUUCAGUAAUCGUGUUCAGUAUUAGCAAGCUGGUUCUUGCUGUCUCUAAAAAACGUACAAAAUUAUCUUCCAAGGGUCCUUUUUGUUUUUGUCACUUUCACAUCUUUUAUUUCUUUAUAUGUUGUAUUGAACAGAGUUUAAAGAGUGCAAAAUUGUGUAAAUGAUUCUCAUAAAUUGUACAUUUUUACCAAUUAUCUCAGCCACUUUUUGUCUCUACUUUAUGAUUUUUCAUUGUGCCUGUAUUAAAUGUGUAAUAUAUGAAUAUAUACAAAUAUAUUAAAAUGACUAAGCGUG